CGCUUGCGCCUGACACCUGUCUCUAUUUUUUAUUGUUAUCUAUUUGCCGGUACGAUGGAGUUGCAAGAACUAAAUAAUUUGAAAUUAACUAACACGUUUUUAAUUCUUUUCGUGUUUGUUUGCGAAAUUUUAACAUCGAACGUGCCGAGACCGAGAGGUGUAUCUCUAUCCAGAGCGUCUUUGUACCCACCAGAAAAGGACUUUACAUGUUUCGAUGGCAGUAAGACGGUGCCCUUUUCCCAGGUAAACGACGACUACUGUGACUGUCCAGACGGUAGCGACGAACCGGGCACGUCGGCUUGUCCUAAUGGAAUUUUUCAUUGCACCAAUGCUGGUCACAAACCGUUAAACAUAGCAUCGAGUAGAGUGAACGAUGGCAUCUGCGAUUGUUGUGAUGGAACGGAUGAAUAUGCCAGUGGGGCUACCUGCAGGAACAACUGUAUCGAACAGGGAAGGAGUGCUAGGGAAGAGGCGCUACGUAGGGCUGAGCUGGUCAAAGCUGGGAAGCAGCUAAAGGCAGAUUAUAGCCAGAAAGGUAUUCAAAUGAAGCAAGAGAAGCAAACGAAGCUAGGUGAGCUCCAAAAGAAUAAGGAAGAGGCGGAAAAGGUGAGAGCAGAGAAAGAGGCGCUGAAAAAUGAGAUAGAAGAGGAAGAGAAGAGCGCUUUGGAGUAUUAUAGGAAACUGGAGGAAGAAGAGAAGAAAAGGAGGGCAGAGGAAGAAGAAGCUAAAAAUAGAGCGGAAGCCACAGAGAUUUUCAACAAAUUUGAUUCCAAUCAAGACGGAAUGUUGGUCAUUGCGGAAUUACAAACCAGGCAUAAUUUCGACAAAGAUGGGAAUGGAGAAGUUUCCGAGGAGGAAGCAAAAUUCUUUUUAUUCAAUCAAGAUUCUGUGGAUCUGGAGAAUUUCAUUAGCAUUUGCUGGCGAGAUGUCAAAACGUACUUGAUGAGAGAUGCCGGGGCGUUCCAAGCGCCACCUAGUGAGAACGAGGAAGAAGCACAGACUGAGGCUGAUGAUAUGCAAGAGAGCGAUGAGCACGACGAGGAAGCACACGAAGAUGACGAAGAAGAAGAAGACGACCAAGAACCGGAAGCCCAGGAAGAAGAACACCACGAGGAACCGACCACCGUCGUGUACGACGAUGAAACCCAGAAAAUCGUCGAACGUGCCAAAUUCGCCCGAGACGAACACAGCGCGGCAGACAGGCAGGUCCGCAGCAUCCAAUCCGAGAUAGAAGCCAUCCAGAACUACCUUAACAAAGAUUUCGGGCCCGAGGAGGAAUUUGCCACCCUUCAAGGCGAGUGUUUCACCUUCGAAGACCACGAGUACGUGUACAAGCUAUGUCCGUUCGACAAAACGUCCCAGCUGCCGAAAUCUACCUCUACGGAGACCCGGCUGGGGACGUGGGGUCGAUGGGCCGGUCCCGAGGAUGACCUGUACUCGGUCAUGGUGUACGACAAGGGCCAGUCGUGCUGGAACGGCCCGCAGAGGUCCACACAGGUGCGGAUCGACUGCGGCAGUGAGAAUAAACUGACUAGCGUGUCGGAGCCGAACCGGUGCGAGUACCUGUUCACUUUCGUCACUCCCGCGGCCUGCCGGGAAGCGCCGGCCGAUAUACGCGACGAACUGCACGACGAAUUGUGAGGGCGUUAGGAUACUUCCGAGUUUAUUAAUGUAACGAAUUAGGUCAGGUUGAUAAGACUUUUUUCAUCACGUUCCUUCACUUUUUGUAUUUAUUAGUGUAUUAAAUUCUAAAUUUCUUUUUUUAUAGGCAUUUUGUCUCCGGUAGUUUUUUUUCACACUUCGCAGUUCGUGAAACACAUUUAGUUUUAGGUUAUGUAAAAACCAAGGGUUAGAACUUUGUUAAAGGUGUACAUGUUCAUUGAGUAAACUAUUUAUAGAA
Molecule: messenger RNA, 1900 nt
Organism: Anoplophora glabripennis (Asian longhorned beetle)
Lineage: Eukaryota; Metazoa; Arthropoda; Insecta; Coleoptera; Cerambycidae
Gene: GCS2beta
Product: glucosidase 2 subunit beta
Exons: 3
Coding region: 55-1641 (528 amino acids)
Biological process (GO): N-glycan processing
Cellular component (GO): glucosidase II complex
Molecular function (GO): protein binding
Source: RefSeq, a predicted model, not a curated record